CACCGACGCUCACUUGACUGGUGAGAUCUGCAAUCAAACGUUAGUAAUAAUGUGCGGUCUGUAGUGUGUUAGUAACUACUUUUACAGCAUGAGUUCAGAAUCGGUCAUUCUGUUGGAGACAGUCAACUUUGCUGCUGAAAAGCACCGCAAUCAACGACGUAAAGACGCUGACCAAACCCCAUAUAUCAACCACCCAAUAGGUACAGUUUUUACAAGAACAAUCUCAACAGAAGCUAGCUAGAUAGCGUCUAUGAAUGGGUUAAGGACCUAACUAGCUACCUUUAGCGCCUAUUGAUGAUAGCUUGUAUCUUCUGGCUGGGGAAGUUUUGAUAAGAGCCCCGACGCUUGUUCUGAACGUUAAAACACAUCUUGCGGUACGGUUUUGGAAACAUAAGGAACAUAUCUUUCAUAUUAGCUAGACUUUUUUUUACUUUUUUUUUUUACACAAAAUGUUAAAUUACUACACACCUUUUUAGGGUAAGUGUUCCCACGUCUUAUCUCCAUGGUAUAGCGUUCAUGUGCUAAUUAGCUGUCUGCAUCUGUCAUUGAAAGAUACUGUCAGCUGCAAUUGUGUUAAAACAGUAAGUGUAUAUUUUGCAUUUGGGAAAUAAUUUUUGUGAUAUGGAAGUUUGUUUCUAGAACUGUACUGCAAUUGAGAAUCGAUUCACGUUUAGAUGGAGUAUUUUGUGGUUUUGGCUGCCAGAGCCAAUUCGCCUCUACACAUGUAAGGUCCUUAGACUAUAAGGAGUAACGUUAGUCUCCUUUAGUCCAUUAUUGGGCUAGAUAGGUCCUUAGACUUCGGUACAUGGAUAUCUGCAUUUACAUUUGCCGUGUUUAUAAUUUUGCAGGAGUUGCAAGGAUCCUAAGCCAUGAAGGUGGGAUCACAGACAUUGAAGUUCUGCAAGUAAGUGUUUUACGUUUCAGAAAGACUCAAUACUUUCUUGCAUACAUACUUGCUCCUGGAGGGCAACAUUUUAAAUCGUAAUUAAAUUAUCUGAUUAAGUAUAGACCACAGUCAAUGGGCAAUGUUAAGCUCAUGAAAACUUUCAACAUUUGUGUUAACAGAGUUUGCGUUAACCAGAGUUCGUUAACAAGAAGGUCAUGACGGAUAUUUGUGUAUUUUCCAACUGUCUGCAGGCAGCUUUGCUCCAUGACACAGUGGAGGACACUGACACCAGCAUAGGAGAGCUACAGGUCGUCUUUGGGCAAACAGUGGCGCGGAUCGUUCAGGAAGUGACAGACGACAAGGCGCUACCCAAGCAGGAGAGGAAGCGUCAGCAGGUGGAGCACGCACCUCAUGCCAGUCACCAGGCAAAACUGGUCAAACUGGCUGACAAACUGUACAACCUGAGGGACCUCAACCGCUGCACGCCCACAGGUGAUUGUAGGGUGUCCAAUCAAAAACGCAUAUUUGGACCAAUGGGUAAAAUAAUGUUAUAGAUAUACAGUGCAUUCGGAAAGUAUUCAGACCCCUUGACUUUUUCCACAUUGUUACGUUACAGCCUUAUUUUAAAAUUGAUUAAAUAGUUUUUCCCCCCCCUCAAUCUACACACAAUACCCCAUUAUGACAAAGCAAAAACCGGAUUUUAGAAAUGUUUGCAAAUUUAUAAAGAAUAAACUGAUAUCACAUUUACAUAAGUAUUCAGAACCUUUACUCAAUACUUUGUUGAAGCACCUUUGGCAGCGAUAACAGCCUCGAGUCUUCUUGGGUAUGACACUACAAACUUGACCCACCUGUAUUUGGUGAGUUUCUCCCAUUCUUCUCUGCAGAUCCUCUCAAGCUCUGUCAGGUUGGAUGGAGAGCAUCGCUGCACAGCUAUUUUCAGGUCUCUCCAGAGAUGUUAGAUCGGAUUCAAGUCCGGGCUCUGGCUGGGACACUCAAGGACAUUCAGAGACUUGCCCCAAAGCCACUCCUGCGUGGUCUUGGCUGUGUGCUUAGGUCGUUGUCCUGCUGGAAGGUGAAGCUUCACCCCCAGUCUGAGGUCCUGAGCACUCUGGAGCAGGUUUUCAACAAGGAUCUCUCUGUACUUUGCUCCGUUUCAUCUUUCCCUCGAUCCUGACUAGUCUCCCAGUUCCUGCCGCUGAAAAACAUCCCCACAGCAUGAUGCUGCCACCACCAUGCUUCACCGUAGGGAUGGUGCCAAGUUUCCUCCAGACGUGAUGCUUGGCAUUCAGGCCAAAUACUUAAAUCUUGGUUUCAUCAGACCAGAGAAUCUUGUUUCUCAUGGUCUGAGAUUCUUUAGGUGCCUUUUGGCAAACUCCAAGUGGACUGUCAUGUACCUUUUACUGAAGAGUGGCUUCCAUCUGGCCACCCUACCAUAAAGGCCUGAUUGGUGGAGUGCUGCAGAGAUGGUUGUCCUUCUGGUAGGUUCUCCCACCUUCACAGAGGAGCUCUGUCAGAGUGACCAUCGAGUUCUUGGUCACCUCCCUGACAAAGGCCCUUCUCCGAUUGCUCAGUUUGGCCGGGCGGCCAGCUCUAGGAAGAGUCUUGGUGGUUCCAAACUUUUUUUUGGUACCCUUCCACAGAUCUGUUCCUCGACACAAUCCUGUCUCGGAGCUCUACGGACAAUUCCUUCGACCUCAUGGCUUGGUUUUUGCUCUGACAUGCACUGUCAACUGUGGACCUUAUAUAGACAGUUGUGUGCCUUUCCAAAUCAUGUCCAAUCAAUUGAAUUUACCACAGGUGGACUCCAAUCAAGUUGUAGAAAACAUCAAGGAUGAUCAAUGGAAACAGGAUGCAACAGAGCUCAAUUUCGAGUCUCAUAGCAAAGGGUCUGAAUAAUUAUGUAAAUAAGGUAUUUAUUUUUGAUAGAUUUGCAAAAAUGUCUAAACCCGUUUUGGUUUCGUCAUUAUGGGGUAUUGUGUGUAGAUUGCGGGGAAAAAAUUAUUGAAUCCAUUUUAGAAUAAGGCUGUAACGUAACAAAAUGUGGAAAAAGUCAAGGGGUCUGAAUACUUUCCGAAUGCACUGUAGGUACCAUUGACUUGCAUUGGAUGUGCCACAAAUGCCAGGUGACCGAUUUUAUAAAAUAAUAAAUAGCAAGAGCAGCACCAUUUAGUGGUUAGAAGCUGGUAAUAUCAGGAUGCAUGAUGGGACAUAAACCUAACAACUUCAAUGACUAAUUUCUCUGAACUGGGGAAACAACUCUUAUUUUCUUCCUAUCUCUUUCUCUCUGGCUCUUUGCUCCUCUUCACUUGCUUCCCUCGCUGGUUGUCUGACUGUCCCUCUCUUUACCCCCAUCCCAUAUCUUAUAUUUCUUCUGUGUUGUGGUUGCCAGGUUGGACAGCAGAGCGUGUUCAGGAGUACUUUGUGUGGGCAGCCCAGGUAGUGAGAGGGCUAAGGGGGACCAACCCAGCACUGGAGGGACACCUAGAGGAGCUCUUCAAACAGAGAGGGGUCGAGCUUUGACACCUCUCUGUUUCUGACACAGGGUGGCACAAUGUACUUUGCAUUCAUUGUUUGUAGAACUGGCAAACCAUCAAUGUCACCUUUUGAGUUUUAUCGCUGUAUUAAAUAAAGCAAUGCUAUGCAUAAUUUUGUACAUGUGAAAGGUUACUUGUUUUUAAAAAAUCCCAUUAAUGGUGAUGUAGAACCUGUAACUAACUAUUCUAUUAAGACACAUUGAACGAAAAAUACAUGAUUGUGUGUAUGUGUAAAAACGGCUAGCUGGAGCUCGUCUGAUCGGUCGGCCGUUAAUGGCCUACCCCGCUAUAUACUUAAUACUGAUUGGUUUGGUUCUGCCCACUAUAGUGCUGUCCGGUUAGAACAUGAUGUUGAGCCCAUCACUGUACUCUUAAUAGUCACCACCACACAGACCCAGCUGUUUCCAUUUGAAGAUGUUUAUAUGAUUAUGUGGUCUAAAAUGGGAGAAACAAUACAAUCAUGAGGACCCAUUAUAAGAUACUAAGACAUACAUGUACAGCAUGCAAUAAUUGUAAAGCGAUGACACAACCAACCCGAGAGGAAGCUACCAGAAUAAUUACAUCUAAGGCUAUGCAUCUUGCAGCAGUAGCAUGCAAAUACCUUAAACGGGGCUAAUACAGGAAUGGUGAAUAAGCUAGUUGUACUCAAUAAACACACUUGUAGCAAUGAUAACAAUUAUCGAACGAGGUAGCAUGCACGGGGUAACGUUACACACAAACAAUGCUAGCAUUAGCUGGAAGCUAGCAAACUUAUCUUACAAACUUACACAGUAACGUAACUAUUCCUCACUAAUAUUGCCCCCCAUCUUAGCCCAGUAGCAUUUCCAAGACGUACUUAUUGCAAUAGACCCACACAGCACUUUGUUUAGGCAACAGCACGUGCACAGUCCGUCAGCAC
This is a messenger RNA of Coregonus sp. 'balchen', 4318 nucleotides long. Lineage: Eukaryota; Metazoa; Chordata; Actinopteri; Salmoniformes; Salmonidae. The record is from the annotation of a GenBank genome assembly.